Molecule: messenger RNA, 699 nt
Organism: Schistocerca serialis cubense
Lineage: Eukaryota; Metazoa; Arthropoda; Insecta; Orthoptera; Acrididae
Product: protein lethal(2)essential for life-like
Exons: 3
Coding region: 1-699 (232 amino acids)
Biological process (GO): protein refolding; response to heat
Molecular function (GO): protein folding chaperone
Source: RefSeq, a predicted model, not a curated record
AUGUCCCGGAGGAGGGUUUGCUACUGGCCGGGGCAGGCGGACCGGGCUCGGGACUGGCUGUUUCUGAACCUGGACCUCAGCGACGAGGACCUGAACGUCGCGCGCUACAGCCCGACCACGGUAUGCUACGAUCCGAGGCGGGUCGCGUCCGCGACUCCCGACGCUUGCUGCUGCUCGUACUAUCACCAGGGCCCGGACGCUUGCUGCUGCAAUUAUAGUCGACCCUGGCGCUACACGGCCCCGGUCAAGUCUGGCUUCUCCAAAAUCGAGCGCAGCAAGGACGGCUUCAAGGUUACCUUGGACGUCAAACAUUUCAAGGAAGGGGAUGUGAAAGUAAAAGUGGUUGGCAACGACGUGGUGGUUGAGGCGGAGCACGAUGAACGUCAAGAUGAGCACGGCUACAUCUCACGCAGCCUGAAGCGCAAGUACGCGUUGCCGGAUAACGUGGAUUCUGAUAAAGUGAGGACAGAACUCUCCUCAGACGGAAUCCUCACAAUCACUGCUCCAAAGAAGGAGAACAGGAAGACACAAGUUCCAUGGGUGAAAGAAGUGCACUGGGAUCUAGAAAAAUGCAGGAUCACAGCAGAAGAAAUUGUGAACAGGCAGAUCUUUAGGAAAAAGGUUGCUGAUGUGAAGAAAUUCUUCGAGGAGAAAACAAGGAAGAACAGAGUAUUCUCGGAGAAGAAUGUGCACAAGUGA